GCGGGGGGCAACCGAGGCCCGGCGGGAGGAUGUCGGUGAAUUAUGCCGCCGGCCUUUCUCCCUACUCCGACAAGGGCAAGUGCGGGCUCCCUGAGAUUUUUGACUCCCCAGAGGAGCUGGAGAGGAAAGUGCGGGAGUUGGCCCAGCUGGUGCAGGAAUCGUCCAAUGUGGUGUUCCACACUGGGGCAGGCAUCAGCACGUCGUCGGGCAUUCCAGACUUCAGGGGCCCGCAUGGGGUGUGGACAAUGGAAGAACGUGGCUUGGAACCCAAAUUUGACACUACCUUUGAGAGUGCCAGGCCCUCUAAGACCCACAUGGCCCUGCUGGAACUGGAGCGUGUUGGUAUCCUGAAGUUCCUGGUGAGCCAAAAUGUGGAUGGCUUGCACGUGCGCUCUGGAUUCCCCAGGGACAAACUGGCAGAGCUCCACGGGAACAUGUUUGUGGAGGAAUGUGUUAAGUGCAAGAAGCAGUACGUGCGUGAUGCCGUGGUGGGCAGCAUGGGACUCAAGGCAACGGGUCGGCUGUGCAGCGUGGCGAAGGGUCGUGGCCUCCGGGCCUGCAGAGGAGAGCUACAUGACACCAUCUUAGACUGGGAGGACUCCUUGCCAGACCGGGACCUCAGCCUUGCAGAUGAAGCGUGCAGGAACGCCGACCUGUCCAUCACCCUGGGCACCUCGCUGCAGAUCAAGCCCAGCGGCAAUCUUCCCCUCAUCACCAAGCGCAAAGGUGGCAAGCUGGUCAUCGUCAACCUUCAGGCCACCAAGCACGACCGCCAGGCCAACCUGCGCAUCCACGGCUACGUCGACGAGGUCAUGACCAAGCUCAUGAAGCACCUGGGCCUGGAGAUCCCGGAGUGGCGGGGGCCGCGGGUGGUGGAGCGCUCCCUCCCAAAACGCGAACUGGGCCCCGGAGCGGAGGACGCGGGAAGCAAAGGGGUGAAGCCCGAACCCCCUGAGUCCGCCGUGGCCCCCUUGGCCCCUAAGAGGGUGAAAGUGGAACCCCUUCCCACCUGACGAAGAGACACAAGGCGGGGAGUUAGA
Molecule: messenger RNA, 1040 nt
Organism: Tachyglossus aculeatus (Australian echidna)
Lineage: Eukaryota; Metazoa; Chordata; Mammalia; Monotremata; Tachyglossidae
Gene: SIRT6
Product: sirtuin 6
Exons: 8
Coding region: 30-1013 (327 amino acids)
Molecular function (GO): NAD+ binding
Source: RefSeq, a predicted model, not a curated record